Messenger RNA from Eruca vesicaria subsp. sativa (arugula), 573 nucleotides. The record is from the annotation of a GenBank genome assembly. Lineage: Eukaryota; Viridiplantae; Streptophyta; Magnoliopsida; Brassicales; Brassicaceae.
AUGAACAAUUACCACAAUUCUUACACCUUCUCCUUCUUCUUGGUACUAGUAGUGUUCAUUGUGCUUGGUCCGGCCACUUCAAUCGCCGUCACCGUCAGUACUUUGUCAUCAUCGGAAUCACUAACUAUCUCAAGCAAUAGAACACUUGUAUCACCGGGUGGAGUCUUCGAGCUUGGUUUCUUCAAACCCUCGGCGCGUUCGCGCUGGUACCUAGGGAUGUGGUAUAAGGAAGACGUUGAGAGAACCUACGUGUGGGUUGCCAACAGAGACAACCCUCUCUACAAUUCCAUCGGAACCCUCAAAAUCUCUGGAAACAGUCUUGCCCUGCUAGGUCAGUCUAAUAUCACUAUUUGGUCCACCAAUCUUCCUCGCGGGUUUGUUCCAAACGACGAGGCUGCUUGGGAGUUGAGACUAUAUGCCUCUGGCUGUAGGCGGACGAAGCAGCUUAGCUGUAGGACAGAUAAUCUGUUUUUCCAACUAAAUAGUAGGAAAUUGCCGGAUAUUACUAAGACGGCGACCUUGGAUCGUGGAAUCCAUGUGAAGGACGGUGUCUUAGAGAUUGCAGAUGUAUAG